Molecule: messenger RNA, 541 nt
Organism: Trichoplusia ni (cabbage looper)
Lineage: Eukaryota; Metazoa; Arthropoda; Insecta; Lepidoptera; Noctuidae
Product: pupal cuticle protein C1B-like
Exons: 2
Coding region: 241-477 (78 amino acids)
Source: RefSeq, a predicted model, not a curated record
CAAAGUAAUUAUUAUUCAGGAUAUUUUAUGAUGAAAAGGAAAAUAUAAACUAAACGUUCCAUUUCAUGAACACACGUGGUUGAGGUCGGCUGAUAUUUAUUCCAUCCACGAUGUCGCCGGUCGCCGCGAGCCACGCUUCUACCUCACAUUGCGUCCACUGUCCUUCUUGUUUCACUAUAAAGACGGUCACCGAUAGACCUUUGAUAUCAUUCAGCUUAACAGUAGCUUAUUGACAACAACAUGUUCAAAUUCUUGGUACUCGCUUGCAUCGCGGCCGUGGCCGUAGCUUCCCCCGAGCCUAAGCCGGGCGUGCUGUACAGCGCGGCAUACACGGCGCCCGUGGCGGCGGCGUACACCGCGCCCGUGGCGGCCGCGUACACCGCGCCGCUCGCCUACUCCGCGUACACCGCGCCGCUCGCCGCCUACUCCGCCUACCCCUACGCCUCGCCCUACGCCGCCUACUACCUGCGCAAGUGAUCUGAACAAAAAAAUGAACAAUAACUCAUAAACCGCAAAUAUAAAUGAUUAUUAUUUAAAUUAA